CAGUGUCUUCUGCCUUCUGCGCAGUUGCUAUCACGUGAUAUGCUCAACGUCACUUCCUGUCUCUCUUUCUCUCUCCUUCAUCCGAGCUCCGACAUUUUGGAAUCUGUUCUUGUUGAAUUGCGUGUAUUUUACUUGGAUAAUAGGAACCAUGUCAUUCCGCGACAGAGAUAGGAGCCGGGGUAGAUUUUCUGGUGGUGGCGGACGCGAUGACCGCCGUGGAGGCGGUGGAGGCGGCUUUGGGAGAAGUUUCGGAGGCGGCGGUGGAAACAAAAACAAACAGCCCGGAGAGCGGCUCAGGAAGCCACGUUGGGACCUUGAAACCCUGAUGCCUUUCAGGAAGGACUUCUACGCACCUCAUCCCAACGUUCUAAAUAGAACUUCUUAUGACGUCGAACAAUACCGAAAUACCAAGGAAGUUACCGUGAAAGGUCGCGCUGUGCCCUUCCCCAACAUGUAUUUUGAAGAGGGCAACUUCCCUGAUUACGUCCUGGACGAGGUGAGGAGGCAGGGAUUCACUGAGCCCACUUCCAUCCAGGCCCAAGGUUGGCCGAUCGCCAUGAGCGGCCGGGACAUGGUUGGCAUCGCCCAAACUGGCUCUGGAAAAACCCUGGCCUACAUUCUCCCUGCAAUCGUCCACAUCAACAACCAGCCCCGUCUGGCCAGGGGAGAUGGACCCAUAGCCCUUGUCCUCGCGCCCACCAGAGAAUUGGCCCAGCAAAUCCAGCAAGUGGCACACGAAUUCGGAACAACCUCUCGCGUUCGCAACACGUGCGUUUUUGGAGGAGCUCCUAAGGGACCUCAGGCUCGAGAUUUGGAAAGGGGAGUGGAAAUUGUAAUUGCCACCCCGGGUCGUCUGAUCGAUUUCCUGGAGUGCGGCAAGACCAACCUGCGCCGCUGCACAUACCUUGUAUUGGAUGAAGCUGACAGGAUGCUUGACAUGGGCUUUGAGCCGCAGAUUCGCAAAAUCGUUGAGCAAAUCCGGCCCGACCGCCAGACCCUCAUGUGGUCGGCAACGUGGCCCAAGGAAGUGAGGACCCUCGCUGAGGAGUUCCUCAAGGAUUACAUCCAGGUCAACAUUGGCUCAUUGCAGUUGUCUGCCAACCACAACAUUUUGCAGAUUAUUGACGUUUGCCAGGAGUUCGAAAAGCAGAGGAAGUUGUUGCAACUUCUCUCUGAAAUUGGGGCUGAGAAGGAAAACAAAACCAUUGUGUUUGUGGAGACAAAACGCAAAGUAGAUGAGAUCACCCGCAGCAUUCAGCGUGACGGCUGGAACGCGAGUGGCAUUCACGGAGACAAGUCUCAAAACGAGCGAGAUUGGGUUCUUGCAGAUUUCCGUUCUGGUAAAAUCAACAUAUUGAUAGCAACUGACGUUGCUGCCCGUGGGCUUGACGUGGAAGACGUGAAGUUUGUUAUCAAUUACGACUUCCCCAACUGCUCUGAAGAUUACAUCCAUCGAAUCGGGCGUACUGGUCGCUCGGACAAAACAGGCACAGCAUACGCCUUUUUCACACCCAACAACUCAAAGCAAGCCAACGAUCUGAUUUCCGUCCUCAGGGAAGCAAACCAAGUCAUCAACCCAAAGCUCUAUGAGAUGGCCAGUAUGAGCAAAGGAAUGGGUCGCAGUCGAUGGGGUGGCGGCGGUGGCCGUGGCGGAGACCGCUCUGGUCGUGGCAGGGGCGGCGGCGGAGGUGGUCGCUGGAGGGACAGCUCACGCGACCGUAACAUGAACCGCGGCGGUGACAGAGGCAGGCCCAACGGAUCGUCCGGCAUGGGCUCGAGGAGCGGUCCAGGAGGCCCUCCUCCUCUGAUGCCGCAGGCCAACGGCAACAGCGGCACAUCCAACGGAGGCAGCAGUAGUUAUUACAACGGCACAUCGUACUCGGCUCGCAACGGAUUCAAUGAUGGAUAUUAAGAGGUGUAAUUUACUUUCGAUGAUCAAGGAAAUUGUCACAGUUCAAACAGAGAAACAAACACUAUAUUUAAAUGAUGUACGGUAUUUUUUAGUCGUCAUCCUCUUUCUCUCUCUAUCAUUCCCAUCUGUGUUUACUAAUAUAUUGCGUGUGCUGCAAGAUUAGUGCGUUCUCUCGGAAGUUCAUCAUAAUCGUACAUAAUGAGAUGUUUGGCCGUCACGUUGGUUGGUUGGCUCCUUUUUAGCCUUUGUCUUUAUUUAAAAUGCACAAAAUUACUUACUGGAAAAUAAAACGUCUAGUAUAUCACCAAAUUAA
Messenger RNA from Cloeon dipterum, 2225 nucleotides. RefSeq lists its product as uncharacterized. Lineage: Eukaryota; Metazoa; Arthropoda; Insecta; Ephemeroptera; Baetidae. Gene Ontology annotation, cellular component: cytoplasm; ribonucleoprotein complex; nucleus. The transcript is spliced from 8 exons. The record is from RefSeq and is a predicted model, not a curated record. Gene Ontology annotation, molecular function: RNA helicase activity; ATP binding; RNA binding. Bases 149 to 1912 code for a protein of 587 amino acids.